UAAUAGUCACUCUGCUGAGGAGAUAAUACCGCUAAUAAUAAUAACUGGAGAUAUAAUAUACUCCGUGUGCGGCACCCUCUUUCUGCUGCUUCCUGUAUCAUGCUACUGUUGCCAGCGGUGUCUCUUUAAGAGGCAGGGCUGUGAUGUCAGUGCUGCUGCUGCUGUCCCCUCCUCAAGCAAUGAGCUCAUAGCCCAGGAUAGGGCAGGCAGGGAGGGGAGAGGGCAGUAAGCUGUGUACGGGAACACGUACAAUACCUGAUAGUGCCCACACACUGGCCAGCACGCGAGGAGGAGGCCUGGCUAUACAUGCUGCCCGUACCUCUGGCACAUGUAUGUCACCGGCAGGGCACUGCAGAGGGGCAUCACUAGUCACACCCCUAUCCUUCCUGCUUCUGUGGCACCGGAGCCCACCUGCCCUGGUCUGACCGGAGCUUCCCCCUUUAUACACUAUGCUGAGCUUGGUGUCACUCAACUAGGGCAAUGACCGUGUGUUGCCAACUUGGAAUCUCUGCUAGGUGCUCUGGCUGCGGUUGGCAUUGCCCAUGCACUGCACUGGGUGUCGGGGACUGGGGGCAUCCUGCAGUGGCACUUUAAUCACCAGCUCUAUUCUUCUUGCUUUCCACAGGGAACAAAGGACUGUGACAGGGGAGCUGCACCCGGACCAUAACAAAGCACUGUGACAAUGGAAUAGCUUUAUGUAACAAAGUCACACAUCCCUGGUAAUAGUAUGGCAAUGUGAUAGAUUCACAGUUUGUGUUGUGUGGCAGUAGUUUAGCUCUAUAUAGUUAUAUUAUGAUUAUGUGACAGCUAUACUGCACUCCAACAAUACAGUACUGUCAUGUUGUAGGACCUAUAUCUGCAAUGUCUUUGUUCACAUGGAAAGUUCCUGGCUUCUCUUUGAUGAUGUAGAAAGUGUCCCAUAGAUCUCCAAUAAUGGAGGUAAGAUCUCUGAAACAUUCUGAUCCCUAUUCCCUUGACCUCCCUGGCCUUUGCUCUGAGAUGCUAGGGGUGGCAGAGGAAGCUUUUAAGGCUGGCAACUUUGAACUGGCAGCAGAGAUCUAUGGUUCUCAAUUAGAUGAGAUGCCACAGCCUGAGAGAUCUUUAUGUCUGAAGAAAGGGGAUGCCUUGGCUUUAGCUGGACGAGUAGCUGAUGCUCUGGACUCUUACACAAGGGCAGCAAUUCUAAGUCAGCUUCAUCCAGAGGAGCUUGGAGUACUUGUUGAAAGCAUUGCUCAAAAUAUUAGAGAAAAAGAACUUAAAUUACCUUGUGCCAAGACAAAGAAUGACCCUAUACAAGUCCCCUGCACUAUAAGCAUCCCUGAAGAUCCUGACCGAUACCUGGAAUCUGACCUCUUCUCCUGCGUAAUGUGCAGGCUCUUACUGCUGGAUCCAGUCACUUUGAACUGUGGACACUCUUUUUGUAAAACUUGCUUAUUCGACAAGAACCCGCCUGAGUGCAAUUUCUGCAACAGCAGAGCUAAAAGUAAAGUAGAGGGUAAUGAAGCACCUUCCAUUGACAUUAGGGUAAAUGUGGUGCUUGGGAGCCUCUUAGAAAAGUGGUUUGUUGAAGAGACCAAGGCACGGAGACUGUCUGCGGAAGGGAAUACCCUACGGCAGAACGAUGAUUUAAUUGGCGCUUUAGAGAAAUUCAACACGGCAUUGGAGCUGGCUCCCCGUGAUUCCGUAUUAGCUGUACAGAGAGCAGAGCUCUAUUCAGUCAUGAAGAACUUCAAACAAGCCCUUAUUGAUGCUGAUACUGUCUGCAGGAAACAACCACUCUGGCCUAAGGGACAUUAUGUGAAAGCGCAAGCUCUUUCUGGACUGGGAAGGACGGAAGAGUCUUUGAAGGAACUUCUGUAUUGUGUUGCCUUAAACCCUGAAUGGAGUCCAGUGAAGACCAAAGCACAAAAGUUAAUGUGUGAGAUGCUGUUUCCAGCCUUUGAGAAUGUGCAGGCUAGCUUCACUGCCCGGGUACCAGCUCCUUAUACUAGAUUGAAACCGGUCUCCUUAAGUAGUCACAACAGCUCUCCUUCUAUGGAUGAUGUACCCCUUCCAGGAGGCUCAAAGGCCUCUGUGUUCAGAAUAACCAAAGCCUCACUCUCAGAGACGGAUCCGUUUCAAAUGAAAGAUUUCCCCGGAUGCACCAAAAUAUGUGACCUGCCCGAUGACAAUGCAACAAAAACUCUGGGAAGUGUCCUCUCUUGCCUUCCUGGAGUAGGUCUGAAGAGGAAACGCGCCAGCUCCUCUGAGGACCGUCAGAGUAUUGAGCUCCCUGCCAAAGCCAUAAAGAACGAUGCUGAAUCCCAGGGGGAAGAGCAUGGCUCACACUCCGCAGUGAGGGAGAUCCCAACAUUUCUGGUGGAUGCCUCUGAUUUUGAGUGUUCACUCUGCAUGAGGUUAUUUUAUGAGCCUGUAGCCACCCCAUGUGGGCACACAUUCUGCCUCAAAUGUCUCGAACGAUGUCUGGACCAUAAUCCGCACUGUCCACUCUGCAAGGAAAACUUGUCACAGUACCUUGCAAGCAGAGCAUAUAAGAAGACACUUCUGACAGAAGAACUGAUUACACGUUACCUACCCGAAGAGCUUACUGAGCGAAAGAAACUGUAUGAUGAGGAAAUCAAGGAGUUAUCAAACCUAAAUAAAGAUGUUCCUAUAUUUGUGUGCACCAUGGCCUUCCCAACAAUUCCUUGUCCUCUGCAUGUCUUUGAGCCUCGUUAUCGCCUAAUGAUCAGGAGGAGCAUGGAGACUGGAACAAAACAGUUUGGAAUGUGCAUAGCUGAUGAAUUAAAAGGGUUUGCAGAUUAUGGCUGUAUGUUACAAGUCAGGGAUGUGAAGUUCUUCCCAGAUGGCCGUUCAGUGGUUGAUACCAUUGGUCUGAGUAGAUUUAAGGUUUUGAGCCAUGGACAGAGAGAUGGUUACAACACUGCAAACAUUGAAUAUUUGGAAGACAAAAAGGUGGAAGGCCAGGAAUAUGAAGAACUGCUCCUGUUACACAACUCUGUAUAUGACCAAGCAUUGGCCUGGUUUACUUCUCUUAAGGACAAUCUAAAAACACAAAUUCUUAACCAUUUCGGGCCUAUGCCAAGCAAAGAAUCCGAUCUACAGAGUAAUUCAAGUGGUCCUACCUGGUGUUGGUGGAUGCUGGCAGUGCUGCCACUGGAAAACAAAGCGCAGCUAACAAUCCUGGCCAUGACAUCUUUGAAAGAUCGCCUGCAUGCCAUCAGACGCGUCUUAUUAUUUGUCACCCGUAAAAGACCCAGAUGACAGAGGUUUACCUCUAGUAUUGUGACUUAUAUAUUGUCUUCUUUAUAUUUUCGACAGAAGUGGAGACCUCAGAUAUUUUUUUUUUUUUUUAAAGAAAAGACUUUUCUUCUGCACUUAGAGACACUUUUUUGACAUUCAUUGUUUAUCUCUUUCUGUAAAAUUACCAUGCAGUGUCAAUGAAUGAACAACAUUUCUACCUGGUUUUGUCUCGCCUCCCUGCUCUCUGCAGGUGCUCCAUUACCAAUAGAUCAUCUGAAGAAUUUUCAUUUGCCGCUAACCAAUCACCUGGGGGUAGAUUUACCAAAGUUUCUAAAACAGACCAGUGGAAGUGUUGCCCAUAGGAAGUAAUCUGUCUAUCAUUUUCUAGGAUGCAGUAGAGAAAUGAAAGCUGAAAUCUGAUUGGUCGGAAUGGGCAACAACACCAGCUUUAGCAAAUCUAUGCCCUGGAGUACCUUAUUUUGACAACAUAUACAUGUUUCAUAUGUGCGUUUAAUAACAGAGGUGCAAGUACAGUAUAUAGUUGAAGUGGGGAGAGAUCAAACAUGUCUGUUUAUUGCCAUAGAGACCCCCAGUGCCAGCCAUGUACAUAUCUUCAUACAGCAACUAAUAGGAAAUAGGACAGUUAUCGGCCUGUGCUCCUAUAAAUCUAGAACCUUUCAUUUUGCUAUAUCAUUUCACAUGGUUAUUGUUUAUAUACAGUGCUAGCAUCUUGUGUUCUGUGAACUUUUACACUCCUAGGGGUAUAUUUAAUAAAGUGUGGGGUUUAUAGUAGUGGAGAUGUUACUGUAGGCAACAUCUCCAUUUAAGUAAACCCACACUUCAGUAAAUAUGCUCCCUAGCGCAUACUUUUACAUUUUAUAUAAAAUAUGCCAUAUUAAUAGGAUUUAUGUCAUAAUGGGUUAUUGGAAAUCCACAGAUUUGAGAGUACUUUAACACAUAUUACCUUGAAUCUUAUUUUAUUAUACAUUCUAUCAAAGAACACAUUGAGAAACAAAGAUGUCACAAAAAAAGGGAGCACUGUGUUUAUUAACCACUUGCCUGGCAUGGUCGCAUCAGAUGCGACCACACCAGGAAGUGCUUUAUCUGACCGUGUCGCACAGGAUGCGACCAGUCAGAUAAACAGUGUUAGCAGCGGCAGGAAAGAGAAACUUUCCUACACUGCAGCUCUCAGAGGUCCCUCUGCCUUUAGGCACCCUCUCCCAGUGAUUGCCAUGCUGCCGAUCAUUGCUGAUCGGUCAGCACGUCUGGACCCCCCAGUGUAAAUUAAGCUCCCCCUGUGUACUUGGCGACUGUCCCCACUGUUAAAAGUGAAGUCGCAGUGUUCUGAUAGUGCCGAGCAAUGUUCCGAUGUACUGGGGGGGGGGGGGACACGAUUUGUAGCUUAAAAAAAAAAAAAAGCUUUUUUUUUUUUUUUUUUCUUUUCAAUUAAAAUCAUUUUGGAUAAGGUUAAAUUCAUGUUUUCACCUAAGUUUCUGAGCGGUUUUUGGGAAAAAAUUGUCAGUCAAGUGCAUAAUAAACAAGCACAUUGCGUAAGUCCUAUUUGUCACGGAGACCAUCUUCCUUUCAUUGUGCUAGAAAAUACUAUUACUAUACGUGGAAAAAGAAUUUAAAGAAAUGCAAGCUAAAAGGGCAAAUUUAACACCCACACACAAUCAUAAUACAUAUGUUAUGCUUAAGUGCCACUCAAUUACAGAUUCUCAUUAUUUUACCAAUUAAGGCUAAAGCUAUCAUCUCUGGCUAGUGUAGAUUGUCCUUGAUGACGGACAUUACUGUUUCUGUUGGGAACAAUUUAUCAGUACCAUACUUGUAAAACGAUUACAAAUAUGUCAGCUGGGUACAUUAUUCCUGUUGGUUAUUAGUUUGAUCUCUCCCUCUUCUUAAAUAGGAUGAUCACCUCAGGUUGAUUUGUCACAACUCUCCUAUGGUUUUCCCUUAAGAAGAUACAAAUUCCCCUGUUCCGUACUGUUGUGGCCUAGCUGACUAUAGUGAUCCUGGACCUAAUGUUAUCAGGGACCUUUAUGAAAAGACAGUACACAACAAAUGAGGCUGUAAUUAAUAUGUGCUGAUGUUGACUCAGUUUACAAAAUGAGAUUAUACCAAAUGAGUGGCAGCACCUGACUGAACAGUCCUUCCAGCUUUUUGACAUAGCACUUCCAAGCUCCAGGAUCUCCCCUCAGCUACUGUAUACAUGGCAAAUAAGGAACAGGUGGUAGCUGUAUGUCUAUAAAGCAGGGGGUCCUUCUGCCAAUCUACUAGUAAUGGGGGAGUGGUGUAUUCUGCUAAACGGUCAUGGAUAAUAUGCAGCCCAGGGUCCCUUCUGAUGGCGAGUCUGUCACAAAGUGAGUGUAUUCCACUCAUACAGAGCCAUAGGUUAUCCUUCCACCUCAUCUGUGUUAGUGCCGCUGCUAAGAGCUAAUGUGGCCGGAUGCUUCUCCACAAGAGUAAUGCCUGGACCAAAUGCCACAUGUGAGGCAUCAGAAACAUGUUACCCGAAUUUCUGUAAAACCCCUCAAAGGUGGACAUUCCCUUAAUAUGUACACUGCAUUGGACCCCAAUCCAGAGCAAGUCAUUCUGACGUCUGCUGCAUUAACUUGUACUCGACCAUUGAAAGCUUAUCAUCAUUGCUCCGGUUUGCAGCACUUUUUUCUCUUACGCCAUGGUACAGAUCUGUAUGCAUACAUCAUAGCUGCAGUUGCGCCAAACAACCACCAGGUCCCGUGAGAAUCUGUUAGCAUCAGGCAUCUUUUUGCGUCUUUUUUGCCAAAAAUGCGUCUUAGUUGCAACGCAAUGCAGCUAUGAUGCACCAGGAGACUGUGUCGAUUAAUUUGAUAUAUCUGUGUGUGACUGAGUCUCUGAUAACGAAGAUUAUUUUCAAUAUAAGUACAGUUGUGCUCUGUAUACAGACUCUGUAACACGCACACAAUAUACAGGUGUUGCAUAUUAAAUUAAUCAGCAGUCACCUGGUGCGUCCUAGUCACAUUGAGACGCAAAAAAAAGAUACCCGGCUCUAGCAGAGUUGCAAAUAAUCUGGCGGCUCACUCACGCAAGGCAUCUUGCACUGCGUGACGCAUUUAGGCUAGCUGUAUGAUGACAUAUCUGAAUAAAUUAAGCCUUUAAGUGUUCAUUUUCUGGUUCUAGACAUUGAAUAACUUUUUUAUUUAAGGAUAAUAUUAUAUUAUAAUUGAACGGAAAACUCUUCAAGUACUUUCUCAAUACCAGCAUUUUACAAAACUUUGUGCCUGCGCCAAAGAUGUUUAAGCCUCCGUCCAUGUCUGUAGGAAAGAUAUACACAAUUGUGUAUUAUGUAUUAAGCCAUACAUUGAGAGAAGAGUGUAGUAAAUACUUACAGUAGGGUGCAUGCAAUGUGAUUGGUUUUACUUCCUUCAAUGUUUGAGUGAAUGGCCACUAUUGCUGCAAUCAAAUGUUCACACUCGCAAUGUAAUCCACAUCUGGUGGACGGUUACCACUACAAUUCACGCUGUUAGGCAAUGCUUGUGUUGCAGUUCUCAUAUCUACAUGUCUUCCAUGCUGCAUGCUUAGAUUAUAACAAAGGAGAAGCCAUUGUAGUUAUGUAUAAGUGUGCUGUCAAUAUAUAUCCCAAAAGACUAGAAGAUCAAUUAAAAUUAAUAAUGGAUCAUAAUUGACUUAAGCUUACCAAUUUAAAUAAGUAUCAAUAGAACACAUAGGGGUAUAAAUAUUAGUCUACUAGUUGUGGGCUGCUGCAAGAUUUUAUCAGUUUAGCUGCUAGACUCGAUUCCUGGGGCACGGAUGUAGCUACGAUGAACUUGGCUACAUCUGUAAAGCCGCAUUUGUUUUAAGGCAAUGCUGGUGCUGUAUAACCACUUGACUGGCAUGGUCAGAUCACAUGCGACCACGCCGUCCCACAGUUUUUGACGAGGAGAUCCAUUCUGCAGAUGUGAAUAAUAAUAUUACAAUAUUUAAAAAAAAAUUACUUUUUAAACUAUAUUGAAUAAAAUAAAAAAAUUAAAAUUUUGUGAAUGGUUUAGAAGGUAAAAAUCAGUCAAGUGGUUAAACAAUUAUUGCUUUAAAUCUAGUAACUUAGGGUCUAAUUCAGACCGUGUUGUGAAGCUAUUUUUUCACACUGUACGCGCAUGCGCAAGGUCCUAAACUGCGUUCUCUUCAGAACACAGUUUAAGACCUGGAGGGGGCGGGAACAGGGCAUCGACGCUCCAUUAAAGGGGCGCAUUCCGGGCAAUGCAGGUGUGUCCACACCAUUGCUGGGGCGAGUUGUGGCGACUGCGUGAUGUCACACACAGCCGCUGUGACCCAAAACAUGGCGGGUAGCCGUCUGCUUUAGCAGCUAGCCAGUGUAUGCAGAGGGCUACUCGAAACAUGAGAAAGCAUCGCCGCUGUGCGAUGCUUUUGCAUGUCUGCGGGCAGGGGGAAGCAGGACCCGGCAUGUGGGGCGGACUAGUCCUGUGCUGAGUGUUCCCCCCGCAUGUCAGAGGAAAUGAUCGUAGAUGUGCAUUUUUUCACAUAUCUACGAUCAGGUCUGAAUUACCCCUUAAUCACGAAAAUCUUUUAGCUGCCUGCAACUCGCAUGUUAUUACAUUAAUCCAAUAGUGACACCGGGCAAUAUCAACAGCAAUGCCCCAGCCAUUAACAGGAAUACAUUUAAAAAUAAAUAAAUCAUAACUUACCCCUUUUGCGGCCCUGCACUGUCCACAUGCUUCCAUACUGUGAAUGGCUGUCACCACUCUGGUGGAUAGCUCCAGCUUUCCACCAAUCAGCAUGCUAAUAGCCAUUCACUGUCUGGCUGCAGACCGGGAGGCAAAAAGCUCUGUAGCUACCUGCCCAGGUGGCAGAUGGUCACCCCAGCCCAGCCCGCUCAUGCUUGAAGGCCCCUGGAAUCGUGGUGGCCCUAGGCAGCUGCCUAGUGUGCCCAUACGUUAAGAUGGCACUGAGUGACACUAAGGAUUAUGGGAUAGAUGUGGCAUCUCAGUCUGUGAGAUAAUGUGGCAUUGUAAUUUAAAUGAUAGUAUGUAGUUGUGUUUUUUUCCAGCAAAAUGUUGUACUGACUAAGGGAAUUUGUGGGAUUGAAGUAUGCAAGCAUUUGUUUCUCAAAGCAUUAGAAUCUGAUGGGAAUAAUAUACCAGCUGAAAAAUUAUGCAAACUGCUUUUGAUGAAAAAUACUGUCAUUAUGUUUUACAUAUUGUGUUAAAUGACUCAUACAAUGAAUGUAUUAGUCCAGUUUAUUGCAAUGUUCUUUGACGUUUAUAUGUUGUUGUCUUCUGCAAGAGAUAAGUAAUCUGCUAAACUGAAUAUUUGACAGUUAUAGUCUAUAUGAUGUUACUACUCUACAUAAAGUACUAAUAGAGAUGGCACAUUGUAACAUUAAAAUAUUGUUGUAAUAUACAAGUUAUGCUGAUACAUAUAAUCUGAGGUCUGUUGUCAUCACUGCGGUGUUCAUUUGUAAAACUUGUGUAUUAUAAUAUUAUAAGAAAUAAUACACCUCCCACUGGUAAUUACAGUAUCACAGAUAUUAAAUGUCAUCUUGGAUUUCUGUGACCUGUAUAAAAGCGCGAAACCUGAGGCCUUGUUCUUUUAUAGCUAUAUAUUGUUUUUCUUUUAUAAAAUGCAUCACAAAAGAUUUUGAAACCUAUGUUCAUGAUCGUCCUCCUUUUAAAAAACAAUAAAAAUCUGUUGUACUUUAGUAGAACCAUAACAACACAACAACAACAAAUAACUAAUUGGUAGCGAUUAUUUUAGUUUUCUUCCACAGGGAGAACGUUGGGGUUGUAGGUGGUGGAUGAGAGUCCAGGCACCAAACAGUUAAGCUUUUCGGCUUCCCAGAAUGGUCGUCUCCUCUCCCCUAUAACCCUGCCUCCAUUCUCAGGCAGGUCAGAUUUUUGUUGGAAGCUGGGAUGCACCUUUACAAUGCUUUCAAUUUCAGCGCUACAGCACCAUCACCACCACCCCGGCGCCGAAAAUCUUGUAUGGCCAGUGCCAAGAUGGUACUUGCAGCAGAAGCCGCACACCGCGUCUAGCACCGCUCACUGUGGGGACCCAAGUAGCUGUCAUAUGAGGACAGGUAUAGGGACCCAUCUUAAAUGACCUGCAUUUAAAUCGCGGUCUGCCGCGUAACCAAGGAGAUAGACCGCGGUGCUGGUGUGGACGCGGACUCUGGUCAAGGAUUCCACUUGACCACCAAGACAUAAAAGGCACAUGUUUAAGUGUAUACACUAAAUUUAAAAAGGUCUUUAGUACCUGGGGUGGCAGACCAGUAAGGGAAGGUGGUGCUUAACCUGUAGCCCCUACCCCAGCUUUGGGUACCAGUCUACUGCAGAUUUCCCACCCUUGAGCUGCAAACAAUACUCCCUCCUUCCCUCGGAGACCAGGGCAGCCAUCUUCAGCAUGCAGCAAGCAAGGUCUCCGGGAACGCUGGGCUCAGUAUCCCUGUCAAAAUGUCUCCAAGGAGCCAGGAUUUCACAAACGCUUACAUCCUACCUGCUUUCAAAAACAGGCUGAGUAGUUGAUUGAAAUGCUCAUUGCAGUUAUAUUAUUGUGUAUUUAUCUGCAUUGUAUGUGACUUGUGCUAGUUCUGCUGUCUGAUUUAUCUUUUUUCCUGAUAUGUUGCUAUCAUUUUUCUUAUACCCUGUGAGACAGGUGCUUUCAUUGUUAUUCUGAGUAGCCGUUAAAUUGCUGACUUUUGUCACAUACUACACUGUUGCCAUAAAAGUGUGUAAGUGCGGCAUACAAAUUUUGCAGUUAUGUCUAAAAGGCAAAAGGUUGCAAACAGUCAGAAACCCCAUUAUUGCUUUCAUGUAAAAUGUGCUCUGUGAGGAUAUCUGCACAGGAUGUUGUGCAAGAUGUGUUAAAUGUUAAACAAAUCCUGGUCAGUUAACUGCUCCUGUACCUACACAGGACCCUCCUUGGUCUUCCUUUACACCAGGCAUGUCCAAACUGCGGCCCUCCAGCUGUUGAGAUACUACACAUCCUAGCAUGCUCUGACACAGCUUUAGCAUUCUCUGACAGCAAAACUGUCAGGGCAUGCUGGGAUAUGUAGUCUCACAACAGCUGGAGGGCCGCAGUUUGGACAUGCCUGCUUUACACAGUUAUUGGGUACCCUGGUGGACAGACUUACACCAGCCAUGGGUCCCACUAUGCCAGUACCAGCCCCAGAUGCAAAUCCGCUCUGGGUGGGAACUCUGGCGAGUUCAGUUCAAAGUCUGGCACAGAUAUUUAGAGCUUUACGAAAUACUGUAUGUUACCAGGGAACAAACAGCAUUCUACAGUAGUUUAACUAGAAAUACUACUUUUUCAUCCCAGUACACUAUUAGACUCAAAUGAGUCAUCUGAGGAGGAAGGUGAAGAGAAUACUCUCUCUGUCACGGAUUCAUGUGUAGCAUAGGAGGAGGCUUCUAUUACUGUAGAUGUACCAGCAUUAGUAGAUGCAAUUAAACAGAUCCAUCAGUUACCUGAUGAUGUACCUGCAGCUGUUGCUAGGAAAACUAAUGUAUUUAAACGACAGACAAUAAUCCAAUCAGAAUUUCCACAAUCUGAUCAUUUGAUGGAAAUUAGACAGGAACCUUGGAAUACCCCUGGUAAAAAGUUUCCUCUGUCUAAACGACUCUCAUCUCGCUAUUUUAUCCCUUUGGAGGAUAGUGCAAGGUGGGAGACUCCUCCUCCAGUGGAUUCUCCUAUCACACGUCUGGUAAAAACCUCUCUCUUACCUAUUACAACCAUUUCAUCAUUAAAGGAACCCACAUUGAAAAUUUGUCUCCGGUCUAUCUUUUCACUGACAGGUGCUGUAAAUAGACCUACAAUAGCAGCCUCAUGGGCAGCAAAAGCUAUUGAAUCUUGGUUGCCUCUAGUUAUAUCAGAAGAGUGCAGAAUAUAUUUGGAUUGUAUCAAAAAAGCAACUUUGUACAUUGGGGAAGCACUAUCUGAUGCUGGUGUGUUGGCAGCAAAAGCGUUGGCAACAUCAGUGCCUGUAAGACUAAUUAUUUGGUUACACGCUUGAAAAGCAGAUUUAGACUCAAAGAAAUCUCUGGAAGUACCCUUUACGGGAGAUUUUCUUUUUGGAGAAGAGCUAAACAAAAUAGUGGCAUCCUUAGCAGCUGCCAAAACAGCUUUUCUCCAUUCAGCUUCUACACCAUGGCCUAAGAGCUCAAAUUUACGUACCUUUCACACACAAGGAAAAGCGAAAGGACAAUCGUUUCCUAGGCAAUCAAAUGCCUCAAAGUCUACUAAGACUAUGCAGCCAUGGGCAGCAAGAUAAUCCCCAGCAGAACCUGAUAAACCCACAGACUGACGGGACUGGCCUCCCCCUGGGGGAUCUCACAGUGGGAGGCCAACUUCGCACAAGUCUGGGUCAAGGCCACUUCGGACGCUUGGGUGCAAGAGGUACACUCACUGGUACACCAUCUCUUUUAAAGGAUGUCCCCCUCAGCAGUAUUUUCACACAAGCCUUCCAUCAGACACAGAAAAGUCUUGGAUACUACAAAAAGUGGUUACAUCAGUCCUCCAGUCAAGAGUAAUAGUGUCAGUUCCUCAGGCUCAAAAAGAAAGGGGCUAUUAUUAGUACCUGUUCUUUGUACCAAAGCCAAAUGGGACAUACAGACCUAUUCUCAAAUCUCUCAGCAGAUUUGUGAAAGUUUCCAAGUUUCGCAUGUAAACUCUACGCUCCAUAGUUCUAGCAAUGGAGCCGAGGGAUUUCAUGGUGUCAUUGAACAUACAAGAUGCAUAUCUGCAUAUACCUAUUGCGCUGUCACAGAUGCAUAUACCUAUUGCGCUGUCAAAUCAACAAUACCUGAGGUUUGCUGUCAUAAACCAACACCAUCAGUUCCAGGCAUUGCCGUUUGGCCUGGCUACAGCACCCAGAAUAUUUACAAAAGUCAUGACGGCACUUGCGUUGUCAGGGAAUCAGGAUACUUCCUUAUCUGGAUGACAUACUGCUCCUGGCCAGUUCACAGGAGAUAUUGCACAGAAAAUUACAAACAAUGAUACCAAUGGACAAAAUAUCAAAACUAAGUGACAAAAUACAGCGGUUCCUUCACCAUCCACGGGUGUCAAUUCACUCGACCAUGCAAGUCUCUGGCCUGAUGGUAUCUACAUUCGACAUGGUAGAAUUUGCCCAAUUUCACUUUCGCCCCUUCACAAAGGUUGAUUCUAGCCCAAUGAAAUGGACAGCCUCAUCAGUUUAAACGGCAGACAAUAACUCUGGCUCCGGACGUUCGCCUAUCAUUAACUUGGUGGCUCCACAGCAAUCACCUAGACAGGGGUCUCCCCUUCUGGAUCCCGAAUUGGGUGUUUUUCACUACAGAUGCCAGCCUACGCAGUUGGGGAGCUGUAGCCGAGCAACACUCGUUUCAAGGGAGAUGGAGCCUGGCAGAGUCUCGGUUACCAAUCAAUGUACUGGAACUGAGGGCAGUAUACAGAGCAUUGACACUGGCACGCAGCAUUCUCCAAGGCAGGCCUGUGCAAAUUCAAUCAGACAAUGCCACAACAGUGGCAUAUAUCAAUAACAAAGGUGGCACUCGCAGCAAAAGGGCAAUGCAAGAGGUAGCCAAAAUACUAAAGUGGGCUGAAUGUCAUCUUCCGGCCAUAUCAGCUGUGUUCAUGCCAGGCCUCAUCAACUGAGAAGCAGACUUCCUCAGUAGUCAGGAUGUGCACACAGGUGAAUGGGCUCUCCACCCAGAAGGGUUCCAACUACUAGUGGACAGAUGGGGCCGGCCAGAUGUGGAUCUGAUGGCAUCAUGUCACAACCACAAGGUCCCGGUAUUUGGAUCCAGGUCACGGGGUGCUGUAGCAGUACAGUGGACCUUUCAUCUACCAUACAUAUUUCCCCCAUCAUCCCUUCUGCCAUGGGUAAUAGGGAAAUUCAAAGGAGGAACCUCAUUCUGAUCGCCUUAGCACUUGUUCACCGACCUACAGAGCCUUUCAGCAGGGCGACACCUUCAACUUCCUCAGUGACAGGACCUUCUAUUCCAGGGGCCAUGUCUACAUCCGGACCUGAACAGUCUGUCUUUGACGACGUGACUCUUGAAUCAUCCAUUUUAAGAGCAAAAGGAUUUUCAACCUCUGUAAUUCAAACAAUGCUUAAUGCAUGCAAGCCUGCUUCAGCACAUAUAUAUUAUAGCGUAUGGCAUACCUAUUUCACAUAAGGCGCUACUAAGCACUACGAUACAACUAUAUUUAAAGUAUCAAGAAUACUGGCUUUUCUUCAAAGAGCAUUGAAUCUAGAUUUACGCCUUGCUACUCUGAAAGUACACAUUUCUGCCCUAUCAGCAAGGUUUCAGAGAAAUAUUGCUACACUAAAGGAAAUAUGUACUUUUUUCAAGGGGUCACACAUGUACCACCUCCAUAUGUACACCCGGUAGCUCCAUGGGAUCUCUCUGUAGUAUUUGAGACACAUCAAUAGCCCCCUUUUGAACGCUUACAGUCAGAGGACCUCAAAUGGUUGAUGGCUAAGACAAUAUUUUUGCUGGCUUUUGCUUCUGCCAAGAGGGUAUCAGACUUAGGAGCUCUCUCCUGUUAUCCACCUUCCCUGAUUUUUCAUCCUGACAGGGCUGUUCUAUGGACUAGGGAGGUCAUUCAGAUCUGAUCUCUGGGCUGCUAAUUUUGCUGACCUGCCUGAGCAUGAAGAUGGAGUUAUAGGGGAGAGGAGCCGAGCAUUCUAGGGAGCCGGAAAGCUUAAAUGUUUGGUGCCUGGACUCUCAUCCACCACCUACAACCCUGAUGUUCUCCCUGUGACUCUAUGAACCUCGAGGAAAGAGUUAACAGGAGUUAUGGUAGACUUACCUUUGUUAUCUCAUAAAAACUGGAAAAUGGGAUAUUUAUAUUUUAUAAAGAUAAGUUUCUUCCCCUCUUCCCCAAUGGCAGCUGCAGCACAGUCCAUAAUUCAAAUAGGAGAACCACAAGAACUGCCAGCGAGUCCCGGCCAGCAAUGUUUGGCAGCGUUUGGAGUGGCAGUUGAUGUGACUCCCCUAUUUGAGGUUUGGACUGUGCUGCAGCUGCCACUGGGGAAGAUAUAUUUAUCUUUUUUUUUUUUUUUUUUUUUUUUUUUAAACAUCUCUAGAAAACAGAAAUAUCACAUUUUCAAGCUUUUAUGAGAUAUUUAUGGCCUGAAGCCCUUGCUGGAGUGUGCUCGCGCAGCGGGUGCACUGCGCGUGCACACCCUGUGAGACCCAGGCAGUCGCGAGGUGGGGGUGGGCAUACCAACAGCGUUAGAAUGCUAUAGGUGGGGAGCGGUCCGGACCGUUGGUAGGGAGUUACUUGGCAGGUGUGAAAGCAUCACUGCCGUGCAAUGCUUUUGCACCCUUGUGGGCCCUGUGCUGGGCGUCCCCCCUCAGGUCAGAGAAACUGAUUGUAGAAGUGCUAAAUUUUGCACAUCUACGAUCAGGCCUGAAUCACCCCCAAUGUUUAUUAAAUAUUCCCUUUAUUAAAUAACACUGAGUGACUCCAUUUAAAACCACACAAUGGUAUAGUGCAGAGGUUUACUAAUGUGAGCUGGAAAUCUAAAUUACUAGAAACCAAAUUAACCCAAAGCGUCUCGUUUUCUUUUUGUUUCUGCUGCCAUAAGUUGCCCAUCCGAUCUGAUUUUGCUUAUUUAACUUGAUCACGGUUGUACUAUAUGUGAUCUUCAAAAUAAUUACUAUACAUAACCAUACCUCCUUACAUCUUGAUGUGUCAACCCAGGACUCCAUGCGCGGCGAAGAAAAGGAGCGUGGCAUGUUGAAAAGGGGCGUGACUUUACGUGAAUGACGUGAUUGCAAGUCACGCCUCCCAUUUUUGUCACAGUAAGGGCACGGCCAGCCCUCUGUGAGCUGCUGACCAUGACCCCAGUCCCUCUGGCUCACUGGAAUAGACACUGAACAGAGCAGCGAGUGAUCGGGAUCCUCCCAACUGCCCCCCACCACGGGACAUUGCGGCCCGCGGGAGGGACAGCGGGACAGACCAAAAAAAAUGGGACUGUCCCGCGAAAAUUGGGACAGUUGGGAGGUAUGCAUAACAGAAGUACAAUUCUCUUAGGUAUCUCCUAAUACAAUAGAAGCUUUGCAGUGUGUAUGGGGAUCACUGUUUUUUUAUUUUAAACAUUCAGGUUUGUUUGGGCCUGACCAACCAAAUCAGGGCCAUUUUGCCAUUCCUGUUACUGACAUAUCUGGUUAAUGGGAGACUUGCCAGAUCGUCUAGUGGGUGGGCAUUUAAUAUGUUUAGCAAUCUUCCAACAGAAAUAUUUUAUUCAUUUACAGAGUGAUAUAUUUUUUUAAUGUUGUUAUUAAAAAAAAAAGUCUGUCCAUUUUGCAAUUUGCUCCUAUGACUGAGGUAAUGAAAGAGAAGAUGCUUUUAUUUUGGGGCUGCAGUAUAUUAAACACCGUAUAACCGUACAGUACUUCAAGGUAAUUGGAUCUUUUUAUCUAUGGUAAACCGUAGCUAACUUGAUGGUUUCACUGAAAAGUUUACUUUUCCCAGACUGCUCUUCCUACUUUUCUGCAGGAAAUGUUAAUUAAAAAGUUUUUAUGAA
Molecule: messenger RNA, 15751 nt
Organism: Pseudophryne corroboree (corroboree frog)
Lineage: Eukaryota; Metazoa; Chordata; Amphibia; Anura; Myobatrachidae
Gene: LONRF2
Product: LON peptidase N-terminal domain and ring finger 2
Exons: 12
Coding region: 934-3264 (776 amino acids)
Molecular function (GO): ubiquitin protein ligase activity; protein binding
Source: RefSeq, a predicted model, not a curated record